This is a messenger RNA of Morus notabilis, 1647 nucleotides long. RefSeq lists its product as uncharacterized. The record is from RefSeq and is a predicted model, not a curated record. The transcript has a single exon. Lineage: Eukaryota; Viridiplantae; Streptophyta; Magnoliopsida; Rosales; Moraceae. The coding region runs from base 1 to 1647 and encodes 548 amino acids.
AUGCUCACGCAGCUGGUGGAAGAGAACAAGGAAAUAAAAAGUCAGAUCACAAAGCUGACAGAAGCUUUAACCGUUCAGGAGCGCGGUAGAUUUCCAUCACAAGCCCAAUCCAAUUUGAGAGGACAACACAUGGCUCAAACUUCCAACAAUGAAGGUCAAAAUAUCAAGGAAGUUAACGCCAUCUCUACUCGAAGUGCUAUGAAUUUUGACACGCCAUCAACAAGUACAACCACUUCGAGUAAUGAAGAAUCGGCUCAGGACAAAGAAGAGCCAACUAAAAUUCCGGUAAAGGUGCCUUUUCCCCAAGCUCUCCGACCUGCUGGGAAAGUGCCGAAAAAUCAAAGUGAGAUCCUGGAGCACUUGACACAAUUGAAGAGCGAUCUUCCCUUACUACACGUGAUCAAGCAAGUGCCGGCCUACGCCAAGGUUAUCAAGGAUCUGUGCACCAUAAAGAGAAAGCACCACGUCAAGAAGACUGCAUUCUUGACAAAAGAAGUGAGCGCGGUGAUUGAACAGAAAACACCGCCGAAGUAUAAGGAUCUAGGUUGUCCUACCAUUUCUUGCCAGAUCGGGACACAUGAAUUCGACCAAGCAUUACUAGACCUAGGAUCGAGCGUGAACCUCAUGCCUUAUUCGGUCUACUCGCAAUUGGGUCUUGGAGAGAUUAAGCCCACAUCUAUAGUUCUGCAACUGGCCGGUAGAUCCAUUAAGAGACCACGGGGAAUAGUAGAAGACGUUUUGUUACAAAUCGACAAGUUUUAUUACCCCAUGGACUUUCUUGUCUUGGAUACACAAUCCGUGGUGAAUAUGGAGUCAUCCAUUCCCAUCAUUCUAGGAAGACCUUUCCUUGCCACAGCAAACGCACUUAUCAAUUGUAGGAAUGGUCUCAUGAAGAUAUCUCUCGGGAAUAUGACCCUUGAGGUGAAUAUUUUUCAUAUUCAAAAGCAACCACGUGAUGACAAAAAAUGUCACCAAACAUUUAUGAUCGACACACUUGUCGAGGAGGAGGUUCUGCCGCAAAGUAACUCUGAAGAUCUUGAAAAUCUCCUCCAAAAUUCUGAAUCUGAGAGUUCCGAUCCUUGUGAGGUGGCUACCAUUUCUACCAUUUUCAAAGAAUCACAAGACAGAGGAACCAAGUUUGGGCCACCAUGUUUUCAGGAGCUCCCAAUAGAAGGAGAAAAACUGAAAUCAUCCACCGAGGAGGCUCCAAAAGUCAAGCUAGCCCAACCACCUGAGGGCUUAAAAGAUGCAUUCUUGGGAGAUGAAGACACAUUCCCAGUCAUCAUCUCAUCUAAAAUCGAUCCAUUGCAAGAACAACGAUUGAUUGACAUACUGAAAGAGCGCAAUUCUAGGAUUAAGGUAAAAAUGAAAGCGGCUCAUGAUAAGCAGAUCCUAAGGAAGAAUUUCGAGCCGAAUCAACGGGUUCAUCUCUAUGAUUCCUGUUUGCAUCUCCACCCCGGUAAGUUGAGGUCGCGGUGGACUGGCCCGUUCAUAGUAAAACGCAUUUUUCCCAAUGGUGCUGUCGAGGUUGAGGACCCGACUGAUGGGAGAAUCCUCAAAGUAAAUGGCCAGCGUCUGAAAAAUUACUUAGAGCAGGUGAACCAGGUUGAAGAGAUCAUUCUCGACGACCCCGUUUACCAGCCCUGA